This is a messenger RNA of Daktulosphaira vitifoliae (grape phylloxera), 503 nucleotides long. RefSeq names its product small glutamine-rich tetratricopeptide repeat-containing protein alpha-like. The transcript is spliced from 3 exons. The record is from RefSeq and is a predicted model, not a curated record. Lineage: Eukaryota; Metazoa; Arthropoda; Insecta; Hemiptera; Phylloxeridae. Gene Ontology annotation, molecular function: protein binding. The coding region runs from base 1 to 309 and encodes 102 amino acids.
AUGGAGGAAGCUAGAGAUAUAUUACACAAAUUCAAUGCCAUUGAUAUGCGUAAAGAUUGUUGCAUUUUGUAUACAAACCGUGCAUUAACAUAUAAUAAAUUAGGUAAAGGAAAAAAAGCUCUUUAUGAUUGUGAAAUGGCUUUGGCGUUAGAUAAAAGUUCUUUAAAUGCGAUGUUAUACAAAGCUGUUGCUUUAAGUCUAUUAGGGAAAAACACAGAUGCAAAAAACAUGUUAGAACAUGCCCUUGUAGAACACCCAGACUGCUUAUACCGUAUAACAGAAUAUCAGAAGAAACUAAAUUUGAAGUGAUUUGUAAAACAUUUUCGAAAUAUGACUAAGAAGUGGUUUAUUUUAAAAUAAAUAUUAGCCAAAUUGUGCAUUUAUUUUCUUUUAGAUAUAUGGAUAAAUUACACGUUAUACUAUUUUCAUUAAUACUAUUUUUUAUCCAUUUUAUUGCUUAAUUUCUUUUUGGUUUUUAUAUUAUUUUUUAAAUAAAUGUUUAU